UACACUCACGACGGGGUGCAAUAUGGGAUUUAAUUAUCCGAACACGCAUGUUAAAUAAAAAAUAGCAAGUUUACAGAGAGAAAGGCAUAGAACUGAACUGACUGCAUGCUCGACUGUGUCAAGAAGAAAAAAUAAACAAGAAUGGACCCUGACAUAACUUGAAACCGGUUAGACUGUCUUUUGGACAGAUGAGCCACAAUGGGAAAUUGUUGCGUGCAGGUCACAUCGGUGCUAUGUUUACAUGUGCAAAAAUGAAGGAUGAGAAAAUUAUUUAUAAAUGUAUUUUAGAAUAUCAAAUAAAAUUAUGGAGGUACUGCACAAAUAUUUAAACUCGAAAUAUUUUACCAAUUAUUUAAAAAAAACAUUAUACUGUAUUUAUAUUUUGGUUUUGUUAUUUACUGUUAGAUAUAUUGAUUAAAAAUGAACCAACUUUAGGGGCCGGGUGAAACGGAUGCAUUCAUGUAACAAAUAUGUAACUGUAAAUGCUGGGUGGCCAAAUAAAAUAACGGGCGGCAGUGCGCGGGCCCGGAAUCAUCCUUUGCUCAAAAUUGAUGCAGUCCGGUCUCCAAGCCAGAAGGUGGCGCUAAUACACACUAGAUGUUGUUUGCUCACCAAUAAAACUAAAUUUAGAAGAAAAACACAACAACGACAGAGUGGCUCAUGAUGUUGUGAACGAAGGCAGUGAUGUAUUUAUUGGCUUAUCCAAAUUGCCAUUGAAUCUAGAGGAGCUUUACAGAUCCCAAUGGCAGAACAACGAUAGGCAAACGUGGAUGCUGAACUAAUUUAUUUUGCCUGACUGCAAUCGUUAGCUUGUUCCUGGAGUUAGCAUGCCGCUCUCCACAUUUAUUUGACCGAGUCAUGUAUUCCGCACCUCAGCAAGACAAUGUAGCCCAAAGAGGGACUGGUGUUUUCUACCAGGCCUUGCCUGCCAUUGGUGCUGAUGGAAGAAAUAUCAUGGCAUUGAUUCCAGUUCAGAUUGUCAAUGGGAAAUGCGUCCAAACACAAGUCAUCAAACAUAAAACACUGGAAAAUGUUUCAGCACCUGUCCCCUUUGGAAUAAAGACGGCCGUGACGUCAUUAGCUAUGAAACAAACUCCAGGCAAUCAGAUUUCCCUUGCGAAUGGCUUGCCUUGUCAACUUGGUGUAGCUGAUCAAGCACUGGAGUUUGGUAUUACAUUAAAUACAUGUCCGCUUCGGACUGAAGAACCAAAAACAUUCCUCAGAGCUCCCAAGAGUCAGGUGCGAUCAGUUUCCGCUUCUGAAGUUCACGCAGGUAUUAAGAAACAGCUUCUGCUGUCCUCAUCAAGCUCCUUUUCAAGUUCAGAUUUGACCAUUGUGCCCACUGUAUCAUCUAAGACAACUGUCUGUCAAAGCAAUGUUUCGUCAUAUGUUUCAGAACUUUCACUGGGAUCACCCAAAUCACACUUGAAAUUAAUUCCUAAGGUUUCCCAGAGGCCCGAUAGCCCUAUGAAGUGGGUAAUUGAAGAAAUCAACUCAAAUGAGUCUGCUGUUGACCUUUCACCUUCUCCUUCCAUUCCAUCAAAAACCUUUCAAACCAUGAAACGAAGCAACAAGUUUGGAGUGCUUGAACAAGUGGCACCUGUUUCUCCGCCAGGCUUAACUACAAGUGAAACGCAUCAGCAGCAAGCCCUGGUCAUGUGUGAUGGCAGGAUGUUUUUCGCAGCCAAAAAGGGCGCCCCUUCAUCGCCAAUGGAGAGCAAGGAAAAAAGUUGGCAGCUAAAAAAUCCUGUAGUUCCGGCAUCCUCAUUUUCACUCUUGCAACACUCGAGUAUUAUCACUUCAAAGGUGCCAAAUGAAGUGAUUGAUCUUUGCACUGAUGAUCAUCCAGAUGACUUGAGUCAAACACUGCAGUCAGGCACUUGUUUGGACGAAGAUAAUGUCAUAUUUGUAUCAUAUAUUCCACCCAAGUCUGAAAAUGUGCCAAUUGAAAGGCUGGUAGAUAAAACACUGGAGAAGGAAACAAGAACACGGACCUUGGACCAAGACACUGAACAUAAGAGGACAACCUUCACUUGCUCUGACACAACCCAUGAUCAACUGACAUGUGAAAGCUCCAUUGGCCGAAGCCAGAAACCUGAUCAAAGCCAGACGGGUUCCUCAAAUGCACUGCCAGUUUGCAGAUCAUCUGACCACCUUCUAAGGCAAAUGUUUGGGGUUACAGCUGAUGUGAGAAUUCGCCUGCGUAGAAUUAAUCUCGGGUCAUCUGGUCUUGGACUCAACGAGCCUGCCCUGAAGUGCCCAAGAGAGGACAUUCAAGAAACCACAAACCUCUUGAAAGAAAGUGACCUUUUCAUGCAGUACCGUUACAAUCUAAAAGACCGCUGCAGUCGUCCACUUGAUGUCAGAAGAACAAAACUAUCAGGCGACAUUGUCGCUUCAAGUCCCCCUGCAGGGGUAAUGGUUGGCUACGUGGAGCCAAUCGAUGACGAUAUCCCCAACUCAGAUGAAAAUGACACGCCUGAAGCCCAGGACUCAGCUGCCCAGAACAUGAAUGGUGCUCAUUCAAAUACAAGUCGAUUGGGAAGAGCAAGGAAGCGCACAAUGUGUUCAUGUUGUGUCCCUGGUACGCUGGGCCUGCCCACGAAGACAAGCACCGGCGUCGAAGAGUCACAGAGGUUAACAUGGACAAGAGACCACACGAGUAAACGGAAUAGACGAUGGCCAAAGGUCAAAUGAAUGAAAGAAAGGAACACUUGACUUUAGCGGGACCAACCUGACUGCACGCACACAAAGGAGCCAGCAGAGAACAAGCCAGUCGAAUGUUUAUGAGCUAAUAACAAAACAUUUGAUGUUGAUCAGAAAUGCAGCAGCACUUGCACUGAAGGUGGUGCUUAACUAAGCAGGCAGUUAAACGGAACUGACCGAGGAGGAGUUGUAGUAGUUGUCCUAAUAGUGGACCACAAUAAAAAUAUUUUUCUUUGAAUAUACUGAUUUAAUACCUUCGAGGAUCGCCCUUAAUCUCCUUCUCAUUUUUCCAUCAUUUUCAAUUGGGACAUUCUAAUGCAGCUACUCAAAAGGGAUGUCAUUAAAUAUUUGCACCAAGGUCUAUUUUGAUUUCAUUAUGACUAUGUUUAUAAAAGUGUAUUUUUGAAGGUUUUGGUCAUCUUGAGUUUGAUGAUAGCAUUUUCAUGAAAUAACUUUUAUCAUGAGAAAAUUGUGUUGACUUGUUUCUAUAUUUGAAGACAGUGCAAUAACUUAUUAUUAUUAUUAUUGUUUAACAUUAACUUCUAGUGAGUUGACUUAAAUGUAUUGGAUCUCGGAUUCCCUACCAGAACAAUUACUUAAAUGAAAUACAUGUACGAAUAUCAAAUAUGACUGUUGCCUUUUUUGCAUUGAGCAAGAAUUGUGACAAUAGCUCAUGUACUGGAGAUGCCUUUUUGUCAUUGUUUCAAUGGCUCUUUUUUGUUGUAUAUGACAACUGCAAGCGUUUUGGCAUGAAGCAGUCAACAGCAAACUCGAAAUAAUGUCUGGAACAAAUAUUUUCACUCUUCAACAAGUUUACUGUUAACAUAUUUGCUCGGCAGAUGCAUAGAUACAACUUUUGACAAAAUGAUUGUGAAGACAUGAUAAAACAAUUUUGUCACCGUUGCGAUUUUGAUUACAGGGCGUCUGUUAUCCUAACAUGCGAGGUUUCAAAGUUACAAACGACAAAUAACACUGGUCAACAGCAAAUUUGACAUUUUUUCAUUGGUUGUUCGUCUAUGUGUGCCCAGCGAAUGACUCGCAACCAGUUCAGGGUGUACCCCUCCUUCUGCCCGAAGACGGCUGGGAUAGGCUCCAGCACACCCGCGAGCCUGGUGAGGAUAA
Molecule: messenger RNA, 3828 nt
Organism: Hippocampus zosterae (dwarf seahorse)
Lineage: Eukaryota; Metazoa; Chordata; Actinopteri; Syngnathiformes; Syngnathidae
Gene: lrif1
Product: ligand dependent nuclear receptor interacting factor 1
Exons: 4
Coding region: 859-2697 (612 amino acids)
Biological process (GO): regulation of DNA-templated transcription
Molecular function (GO): nuclear retinoic acid receptor binding
Source: RefSeq, a predicted model, not a curated record